CCCGCCCCGCCCCGCGGACAGCCAUGGCCCUGCGGCGACCGCUGGGCUGCGCGGUCCGGCGCUUCUCUGCGGUGCCCGGCAAGGAAUGGCUGACAGAGGACUUCCUCAGUUCCCUGAGAGCGGUUGUGGGGAGCCCCAAUGUGUCCACAGCCACCGUUGUCUGUGAGCAACAUGGGCGGGAUGAGUCAAUGCACAGGAGCUGCCCGCCAGAUGCCGUGGUGUGGCCCCAGAGCAUGGAGCAGGUCAGCUUGCUGGCAGCGAUGUGCUACAGCCGAGGGGUCCCUGUCAUCCCCUUCGGAACGGGCACAGGGCUGGAAGGGGGGGUCACGGCCGUGCAGGGUGGUGUGUGCUUCAACCUGACGAAAAUGGACCAAAUUUCUGAGCUGAACCCCGAAGAUUUCACCGUUGCUGUAGAGCCAGGAGUGACCCACAAGGCGCUGAACAGAUUCUUGCGAGGGAGUGGGCUCUGGUUCCCUGUUGACCCUGGGGCCGACGCCUCGCUCUGUGGCAUGGUGGCCACUGCAGCCUCUGGGACGAACGCGGUGCGUUACGGCACCAUGCGCCAGAAUGUCCUCAACUUACAGGUGGUCCUGCCUGAUGGGAGAGUGCUACACACAGCCGGGCAGAGCCGCUGGCCCAGGAAGAGUGCCGCUGGAUACCACCUAACGGGGCUGUUUGUGGGCUCGGAAGGGACCCUGGGGCUCAUCACCCAGGCCACGCUGAGGCUGCAUGGCAUUCCUGAGGCCACCGUGGCGGCCGUCUGUGCCUUCCCCAACGUGCAAGCGGCCGUGGACAGCACCGUGCAGGUCCUCCAAGCCGGGCUCCCCAUUGCCCGCAUUGAGUUCCUGGAUGAGGUUAUGGUAGGUGCCUGUAACCGCUACAGUGGCCUCAGCUAUGCAGAACUGCCCACCCUCUUCCUGGAGUUUCACGGCAGUCAGCAGAGCGUGGAGGAGCAGGUACGAGCCACAGAGGAGAUUGUGCGGUCAAAUGGCGGUUCGGACUUUGCGUGGGCCCGGGAACCGGAGGCCCGCGGACAGCUAUGGACGGCUCGGCACAAUGCUUGGUAUGCAGCUUUGGCUCUUCGCCCUGGCAAAAAGGGCUACUCCACAGACGUGUGUGUCCCUCUCUCGCGCCUCCCUGAGGUCCUGCUAGAAACCAAGGAAGACCUACUGGACUCCAAGCUCACAGGUCCUCUUGUUGGCCACGUUGGGGAUGGCAACUUUCACUGCCUGCUGAUUCUUGAUCCUGAAGAUGUUGAAGAAAAGAAGAGAGUGGCUGAGUUUGCCAAACGUCUGGGCAGGCGAGCCUUGGCAGCGGGUGGCACCUGCACGGGAGAGCAUGGCAUCGGCCUGGGCAAACGUCAGCUGUUGCGCGAGGAAGUCGGCGAAGUGGCACUUUCCACCAUGCGGCAGAUCAAGAUGGCCCUGGACCCCAAAAACCUCAUGAACCCUGGAAAGGUGUUAUAACCCUGGGAGAAGCACCCACUUUUGCUUUCUGAGGGGUCUGGAAUGAUGCGUCUUCUCUCUCCUCUCAUCUCCAGCAGUGUCAGAAAUGCAGCUGUUAACAAAAGCCAGCUGUUGUGGUGGUUCUCCAGAGAUGCCAUGCCUACAGCAAAGAACUCAGCCUCGUCUGCUGACUAGGUUCUGUAUCAUGCUAAACUACAGUAUGGUUUAACUCGAGCCUGAUGAAUAAACCACAGUUGGUUGGGUUCACAGGACAUGUUAACUCAAAGCCAAAUAAAUAACACAAUGGCUUAGCAAAACUGAAAACUCUAUGAACCUGUGUUUCCCAACCACAUCAACUUUUUAAGAUGUGUGUACUUCAAUUCCCAGUAUUCUCCAGCCAGCAUGCUGGCUAGGGAGUUCUGGGAAUUGAAGUCCACACGCCUUAAAGCUGCUGAGAUUGAGAAACACUGCUUGGCUGGCUGGGGAAUUCUGGGAGUUGAAGUCCACACAUCUUACAGUUGACAAGGUUAGGAAACCCCGGUGUAAGCACUACAGCCAUUUGCCAGCUUCCUUUGGAUCUUUACCACACUUGAAAGGGUAACCUAGCAUUGGUGGUCAUGCCCCUGAUGAGAAGAGUAAGCAUCCAGGACUUGGCAAUCAAUUGUGUGAAUUUAUAUUAAAAUAUAUACUUAAAAUUAGUGCUGUGCAUUUGUGUGGGGAGAGCUGAAGCUGUGUUUAUUCAGAUGAUGUAGCAACGCCGAGGUGUUGGCACUUUGAAGCAGGCGGCCCUGUCGGUGGAGGUAAGUUAAUGCCACAUUGUCUAACCUGGGGAUUUCAAUUCCCAGAAUUCCUCAGCCAGCAUGGUCAUUACUGAGAAUUCUGGGAAUUGAAGUUCACACACUGGGAGUUGCCAAAGUUUGGAAACAGUGCUCCAGAGGCAUCAGCUGGAUCCAGUGUGUUAUGCCAUUACCACAUAAGUUCCACCCCUUUUGUAUGUGCGCGAGAUGUCGCAGCACACAUACAAAAGGUGUGGAAUGGCAGGAUGCUCUCUUUGUCAUUACCUCGCCCCCCCACCCCCUUCCCUGGAUGCUUCAGAACUGAUCUGAUGUAUUUCAUUUAAACUGGAGGGUGCAAAGCAUUCAUUUUAAGAACCUUUAAUGUCUCUUUUUAUUACCUCCCUUGCUAACAUUGCCUUGGGAAAAAAUCUGGCUUACAACAGAGUUUGGCAGCUACAUGCCAAGAGUUUAUGUUGUGCGUGCCUGGAAGUAAAAUCCCAUGCUUUUUCCAGCUUUCUAGUUUAUUUUCUCAAUUUGGAUUCCCUCUUAUCUCUUGGGAUCUUUCUCUCUUUUUUUUGGCUUUGGCAAGUCUCCAGUGAAUUGAAGCAGGAUGUGCUUCUAUAGUCUAGAUUUCUCCUACUGGAUUGAUUCCACAUACAGAAUCUUUGAUGAUCCUGCUAUUAAGGCAGAUGGGAUUAUACCAGGCAACCCUAGGCUAGAGCUAGACUUGCACCCAUUGCUGCUGUAACUUUGAGUACAUCCAUCUUGCUGCUGGUUGUCCUCUUGAGAACUCUGGGUUGGUUGGUUCAGUGAUCCGUUUGUCUGCUUUCUUGGCUGUCCGUGAUAUUCUCGGGAGUCUUCCCCAACACCAAAAGCGUC
Messenger RNA from Python bivittatus (Burmese python), 3100 nucleotides. RefSeq names its product lactate dehydrogenase D (gene LDHD). Gene Ontology annotation, cellular component: mitochondrion. Gene Ontology annotation, molecular function: D-lactate dehydrogenase (cytochrome) activity; FAD binding; D-lactate dehydrogenase (NAD+) activity. The record is from RefSeq and is a predicted model, not a curated record. NCBI's taxonomy places the organism in Eukaryota, Metazoa, Chordata, Lepidosauria, Squamata, Pythonidae. Gene Ontology annotation, biological process: lactate catabolic process.